GCUUCUCGGAGUGCCAGAAAUCUGUUCGCGGCAUCUGCCCCACCGAAUGUCAGUGCAAGGUCGUUCCGAGCAUGUGCGAUAUAUGGAUGCAGUUUCAACGUUCACGCGGAAAACUACCAUGCUGCACUCAGCCCUCAGUGAUGCCCUGCAAGCAUAAUCGGUUUGGAAGCAUAUAACAGAAACUGGCAUUUGUUUUCAGGGCAUCAUUACAAAAUUUCGAAAAAAAGAAAACAACAAAAAUGUACAUUUUAGAAAUUUCGGCCCAAUAACUUUCGUCCAAAUUAUCUGGGGAAGGAAAGAUAUGCAACAGAAAAGCAAUGGCUGCACUACAGCGAUGUCUGCCCAGUCCACGUUUGUUUAACUUCUGCCGUUACAUCAGUUGCAUUUCACGCUUUCCCGAUGUACCCUGUAUGCCAAAAAAUCCGUUCUGCCACCACGUCGAGGACUCGUGCGAAAUGGCGCGAAGUGUCCUGAUGCGUGAAGUACCCGAUAACAGAUACCUCAGUGAAAUGCAACAGCUGGAGAAGAAGUGUUGUGUGGCGCGAGUAUUUCAGGCUAAUCCCUGCUACUGCAAGCCACACAAAAGGAAGAAGCGCAAAAAACCAUACGUCCCGUUUAGGUCUAUGUGGGAGCCACCGUGUCGCCCAAACACGCAACCCCACUGCCCAGAAUUAUUGCCCCGCUUCGACGACUUAUAUUAUAAGACAUCGGACAAAUGCAGGAGUUUUCAACGCACUUGGAAUGAGUGUCCAGCGGUCCAUACAAGACUGCGCAAGGUUUGCUGCCUAGACGCUAUUAGGCCGCCCGAGGUGAUCUACCGCUGGGAAAGCGGCUGCCCAAGCACAGCUUGUGAACAGGAUAAGGAGCGCCUGAAGCACAUCUGCAACUGGCAACGCAAGGAUAGCGUCUGUCAACGCAUCCUAGCACGAUGCUGCGACCUAGGCCGCUGUCCACCAUCCUGCAAACCUAAACGGAGAAUCACGCAAUGCUCGAAGCUAAAAGCUCCAUUUCCAGCUUACUCAGAGACGAACAAAAGAUGGCAGAGACCGUUGCAAGACAAAGAGUGCACAUGUCAUCGUUAUCGGUUUCAGUGCGAAGUGUUCAGAGAACAACAUCGGCAAGCAAUACGAGGUAUAUAGCAUGUCUAGGGAUCGUGUGUCCAAAUUUGUUAGCUGCGGCAGCGGUCUAGAACUCGCAACGUUUGAGGGCUGCACGACCCAGAAACCAGACGUUGUUAGCCCUAAAUCGCAUUCGUUGCCAAACUUUCAAAUAAAUUGUGGAUAGCAAACAAAUAAAUCUAAUCAUUUAUAAUACUAUACUACAUACUA
Scaptodrosophila lebanonensis is the source of this 1328-nucleotide messenger RNA. RefSeq lists its product as uncharacterized. Lineage: Eukaryota; Metazoa; Arthropoda; Insecta; Diptera; Drosophilidae. The record is from RefSeq and is a predicted model, not a curated record. Bases 318 to 1139 code for a protein of 273 amino acids. The transcript has a single exon.